This is a messenger RNA of Limanda limanda (common dab), 2265 nucleotides long. RefSeq names its product transient receptor potential cation channel subfamily V member 1-like. Gene Ontology annotation, molecular function: protein binding; calcium channel activity. NCBI's taxonomy places the organism in Eukaryota, Metazoa, Chordata, Actinopteri, Pleuronectiformes, Pleuronectidae. Gene Ontology annotation, cellular component: membrane. The coding region runs from base 1 to 2265 and encodes 754 amino acids. Gene Ontology annotation, biological process: calcium ion import across plasma membrane. The record is from RefSeq and is a predicted model, not a curated record. The transcript is spliced from 15 exons.
AUGGAAGGUGGACGGACACUGGACGGAGAGGAGCCAAACAAAGACCAAGGGGAGGAGGAGGAGGAGGAGGAGGAGAAGGAGGGGAGCAGUCUGGACUGGCUCAUGAGAAAAGACAACAUAGAGAUUACUCCUAUGGACUCCAACGUUUUAACGUCUAGAUCCAGUGUUGACAACUUCUGCAGCCGAGCGUUCACCAGGGAGCGAGUGUUUGAAGCAGCAUCUCAGGGGGACACAGCUCAGCUCCACGGCCUAAUCGACUACCUGCGACUUCAUGAUCUACGACUCACGAGCCCAGAAUACACAGAUGAAACCAAUGGGAAGACGGCGCUCCUGAAAGCUUUGCUGAACCUAAAAGAUGGAAAAAAUGACACAGUUGAUGUUUUGCUUGACGUAGCAGAGAAAACUGACGAUUUAGAAAAUCUAGUCAACGCGUCUUACAAAGAUCUUUGCUACAAAGGUCAGUCGCCGCUGCACGUCGCCAUCGAGAGAAGAAGCUUCGACCACGUGAAGCUGCUCGUCCAGAAAGGAGCAGACGUGCAGGCCAAAGCCAACGGGAGGUUCUUCCAGCGCAAAGCAGGACUGGGAUUUUAUUUUGGAGAACUUCCACUGUCGCUGGCGGCCUGCACCAACCAGCCCAACAUGGUGUCCUUCCUCAUGGAGAACCCGUUCAGAAGAGCCGACCUGGCCGACAGGGACUCCCAGGGAAACACGGUCUUCCACACCUUGGUGGUCAUAGCGGACAACACCACAGAAAACACAGACAUGGUCGCGAGGAUGUACGACGACAUCCUCGUCCAGCACAACAAGCUGGAGAAAACAGAAACAGUGAGGCUGGAGGCGAUUGAGAACAAUCAGGGGUUGACGUCUCUGAAGUUAGCGGCCAAGCUGGGAAAGAUCGGGCUGUUCAGACACAUUCUGCAGCGGGAGUUUGAGGAUGAGGAGAUGAGGCCGCUGUGCAGGAAGUUGACAGAGUGGGUCUACGGGCCGGUUCACUCCUCGCUCUACGACAUGACCUCCAUCGACACCAGCGAAGGCAACUCCGUGCUGGAGAUCGUCGUCUUUGGGAGUGAAAUUCCGAACCGUCCUGAGAUGCUCCAGAUCGAACCUCUCCGCAGUCUCCUGCAGGACAAAUGGGACAGAUUCGCUUCUAAACUAUUCUUGAUGAAUUUCUUGGUGUAUCUGAUCUACGUGAGCAUCUUCACCACCGUGGCCUACAACAGAAAGGUCGGACAGCCGCCGUUUCCCAUCGAGAACGUCCUGGCCGACGGCCUCCGCUGCACCGGGGAGAUCUUCAGUGUCCUCGGAGCCGUGUGGUUUCUCUUUAAAGCGAUAAUCAUUUUCAGGAAGAACCCUCCAAACUUCAGGGCUCUUUACACAGAUGGAUUCUCUGACAUUCUGUUCUUCCUGCAGGCGAUUCUUCUUCUCAUCUGUGCGAUCGUGUACCUCUGUGGGCGGAAGGAAUAUGUGGGACUGCUCGUGCUCUCGCUGGCUCUGGCCUGGAUCAACGUCCUUUACUACUCAAGAGGCUCCAAACAGAUGGGGAUAUACAAUGUCAUGAUGCAAAGGAUGAUUCUUGGAGACAUCUUACACUUUCUAUGUGUCUAUGGAGUCUUGCUAUUUGGAUUUUCUGCAGCCAUCGUUUCUCUCAUGGAAGACACUGCUCAUAAAAACGAUUCAGUGCCUGGUGGAAGGACUUUCGACGUCGAGACGUUUACGUGCAAAAAGCCGAGUUACAACGACAUCCGCUUUACAACACUGGAACUGUUCAAGUUCACUAUAGGAAUGGGAGAUCUGGAGUUCACCGACCACGUCCAGUAUAAAGAAGUUUUCUACAUCCUGCUCAUCUCGUACAUUGUCCUGACUUACAUCCUGCUGCUCAACAUGCUCAUAGCACUGAUGGGAAACACAGUGGAGAGAAUCUCCAAAGAAAGUGAAAACAUCUGGAACCUGCAGAGAGCGUUUACCAUUCUGGACAUGGAGCGAACUGUGCCGAGGGCCCUGAGGAGCAAACUGUUCUCCGGAGCGUCCAAGACGGUUUGUCCGAGAGGCCAGAAGGACGAGAGUCGCCAAUUUUUCAGGGUGGAGGAAAUGAACUGGAGACAGUGGAGGUCGCAUCUCGGUGGGAUCCAUGAGGAAGACCCAGGAAAUGACAUGAUGCAGUCGCAGCCUCACAACCCGACACCUCGGAACCCGUGGAACCUGAGUCCACUGUUGGAGAAGAUUCGUACCAGACGGAACCAGCCACAGAAUCCCAGCUUUCCCUAA